Molecule: messenger RNA, 2415 nt
Organism: Fusarium mangiferae
Lineage: Eukaryota; Fungi; Ascomycota; Sordariomycetes; Hypocreales; Nectriaceae
Exons: 3
Coding region: 1-2415 (804 amino acids)
Source: RefSeq, a predicted model, not a curated record
AUGUUGGAUCCGGUAACAGCCAUAGGUCUUGCGUCAUCUAUUGUUGCCUUCGUUGAUUUCAGCGCAAAGCUCGUCAAAGGGUCGAUCGAGAUCUAUCAGGCUAGUGAUGGCACCCUAACAGAGAACCGCAACAGUCAGGCGGUCGCGGGCGCAAUGGAAAGAUUCGCCGCUCGGCUCAUUAUCCAGCAGUCCUCACAGCUAUUCGGCGAUGAAAAGGAACUCGUUGAUCUCGCGGAAAACUGCCAUAUUGUCUGUAUGGAACUACUCGAUUUGUUGGGGCGAAUCAAGCCGAAGGAUUUGUCUUCCAAAAAGCAGAGCCUUUGGGCAGCAUUGAAGAACAGAUUUCAUGAGGGCGAGCGGAAAGAGCUUGAAAACAGACUCGAUACUUGUCGCCGCCAGCUGGAGCUUCACAUGAGCUUCAAAACCAUGAUCUCCGUUGACAAGCUUUCUCACCUAAAGCACGACGAUAUGGAUAAAAGGCAUGGCAUGAUAGAAGACGCUCAUGAGAAGACGUUUCAGUGGAUUUUUGAUAUCGACGGAGCCGCUCGGAAUGACCAGGCAGGGUCUGUUUCUCCAGCUCCGGACGAUUGGGAUAGCGUUGACACACUUGGUUCUAAUGAUUCAGAUGCUUCUGUAAGUUCUUUCCGAAGGCAAGAGCGAGCCAGAAGAAGAAAAUGGAAAAGAGACACGGAAAUCGAGAAGACAAAUGAGGAAAUACAGAUGCGACAGGAAUCACGAGAAAAGUUCCUUACGUGGCUUUCAGCUGGAACAGGAAUCUUUCACAUAUCAGGAAAGAUGGGCUGCGGGAAAUCGACCCUGAUGAAAUUCUUAAGUCAUCACCCGGGAACACGAACACGAUUGGAUGAGUGGGCAAGUGGAAAUCGGCUUGUGUUAGCAAGCUUCUUCUUUUGGCGACCAGGCUCAGGCGAUCAAAAAUCACUGGACGGUUUAUAUCGUUCCCUGCUGCACAGUGUGCUCAAACACCAUCAUGACUUGAUACCGAGCAUCUUCCCUAGAGCAUGGAGAGAAGCGAGAGAAAGAUCUUGGGCAACACAGACGGAAGUAACCCUCUCAGGAGAUGAUAUCAGUGAAGCGUUCGACCUUCUCGUUCGUAGCGAGAACAUAUGCGCCAACUACAGCUUCUGUUUCUUUAUGGACGGCUUGGACGAAUAUCAAAUCAGAACACAAGCCGACCAUAUGGACCUCGUCGAACGGUUACAUAGCUGGACUACCGCCUUCCCUUCGAAUAUUAAGCUUUGUGUUUCAAGCCGAGAGGAGCAUCCUUUCAUGAACUCGUUUGCAGAAGCCCAAAGGUUACGACUUCACACCCUAACACAAUACGAUAUCAAGGCAUAUAUUCUAGACAGGCUCCCCAGUUCUAAAAGCCCAAGACCCAGGCAGGCAUUGGCCAAGUAUAUUGUCAAAAAGGCUAGCGGUGUCUUCUUUUGGGUAGCACUCGUCGUCAGAAGCAUACGUGGUCAGUGGUACUUCGAGCCCAAGCCUGCUAGGCUCCGCAAAAUUGUCCGUGAAUUUCCGAGCGAAUUGAACGACCUUUACCGACAUAUACUAAAGAAACUCCACAAAAGCGAUCGCAAAAUGGCAUAUCAGACACUCGCUAUGCUCCCCUUUGUGACUGGUAGGCAAAGUUGCAUUUAUCUGGACUUACUGGCGUACUCUUUCCUUGAUGAAUACGACCUAAACGAAAGGUUUGCCAGGGAAGAUAAAUUCAAAGCAAAACUAUCAGAAGAACAAAAGGAGGAAAGGCGGCAGAUCGCCCGGACUAUGCUGAGCGACUGGUGUGGGGGACUAGUUGAAUUCGACCGCCGGGGGAAUAUUGGCUACGCCCACCGGUCUGUGGCAGACUUCCUCGAAGAUGAUGACAUCCAACAGCAAAUGGCCGCCUCUUUGCAUGGUACCCACCCGGUCAGUGUACUUUCGGAGCUUAUGCUGGCAAGAUGGAAAGUUCAAGGGAGUGACGGUGAUUGGCGACGGGGGGGCUCCCCAUAUAAUCUUAUGGUGUUACGUGAAGUUCAUCAUCUCGAUCACGAACCAUUCGAGUUUCUACGCAAUAUGAAUGACAUUUUCGAGCCACAUCUAAACAGCAUUGAUGACUCAACACUUCUCGGUUCCAUUGAAAUCUGGGUACGGGAAUAUGCUGGUUAUAUCGCAAUGAGACAGGUCAAGGAUGAAAUAAAUAUGCGUAAAGUCGGGGAAAGUGUUUACCUGUCCUUCGCGCCCCUCUUUUUCCCAUUCCUCAAGACAAAUGACUACGUCUUAUGGAGCAUUGAAAACGACCCUAAAGCGACAAAUACUGCAUUCAAGAUGGUGCUUCUCUUCUAUGCUUCCAUCAUCAACCCCUCUUAUCCAGUUUUAGAUAUGCUUCUGGAACUGAACAUCAUCAGCCCCAAAAUGUGA